Biomphalaria glabrata is the source of this 2903-nucleotide messenger RNA. RefSeq lists its product as uncharacterized. Bases 1331 to 2158 code for a protein of 275 amino acids. The transcript has 9 exons. The record is from RefSeq and is a predicted model, not a curated record. Lineage: Eukaryota; Metazoa; Mollusca; Gastropoda; Planorbidae.
GUUGGACUUUUUUUUUUCCUUUGAGUACAAUACUCAUAAUAAUUUUUAUCAUAAUAAAUCAUUACAAUAUUUACAUAAUUUAAGCAUUUGUUUGCCUUUAGAUGUAUAUAAGUUAAUUUUGUAAAGAUUUUUUUUUAACUAAUUAAAUAAUGAUACUUUUGAAUGUUUUUGGUACUAUAAAUGUCUUGUUGUAUAAACCAUAUAAAUAUCUUUUCAAAUAUAUGUUUUAUCCUUUUUAGAAAGGCAUGUAUAGGAAUUUUUAAUAAAAUAAAAAUUUAGCCACUUUUGUUUCUAAAAAGCCAAAACUUUAUAACAUUUUUAUUGUAAAGGAAUCACCUACCGAUAUGUCAUUGUCCCGAAAAAAAACUUUUAUCUGGAAACAUUUUUUUUUAAAGAUGUUGCCUGGUCAUGUGAUAUGUGUUCUAGACAUGUAGAGGUCUAGAUGGUCUGUGUUCAAACCCUGCCCGAUUCGAUCAUGUUGUCCUGCGGAAGACCUUCAAAUCUUAAGGAAUAUCUUAAAUGUAUAACUUUUUACAAUACUGGUAAUUGAUAUUUGGAUAUAAUGGACUUUACCAUUGACUAAUAACUAAUGAAGAGUGAUGGGUUUCUAAAUAAUUUUUUUUCCCCUUUUUCAAAGAAGCAAAGCUCAUCACGUUUCAAUUCCUCUAUAAGAGAAGCUUUGCAAGUUUUUUUCUUUUUUUUUUUUUUUAGUGAUAGUGAUCCUUGAAAAUUAAAAAAACAACAAAAGUGUUGAUACUGAAGUACCUUUAAAAAUUUAUUCUUUUGUUAGAGUUACUGUUCUUUACUUAGGAUUUAUACCAGACUUUUCAAAACUGGAAAUAGUAAUUAUUAACUUAAUGCCAACAAUAUUAGUCUUUUUAAUUAUAAACCUCUCAAUAAAUAUCACAUAUAUAUGUAAAUAUAUUUAUAUAUUUAAAUAUGUAGUGCUUAUAUGUAAACUAUUACUAGGCAAUGUUUAAGUUAAGAUGUGCAGAUUUCAAGCAAGGAGAGGUACAUCUGACAUGAUAUUUGUCUUGCCUCAAAUGCAGGAAAAAUACAGGUAGCUAAUUUGUAUGCCGACUUUACCGAUCUCACCAAAGCUUUUGAUACAGUGAGUCGGGAUGGCUUGUGGUGGAUUCUAUCUCAGCUCGGAAGCCCUCCAAGAUUCAUUGCUAUUCUGAAGCUACUGUAUACUGGUCGAAAUGGUUAAAUCGGAUAUAAUGGGGACCUGUUAGCUUGUUUCUCUGUAGAGAAUGGUGUGACGCAAGAUUAUGAAGCUUUAGACAGUAAAGGAAUCCAUCCUAGACCUAAAUCAGGCAACUCUACUUCAAUGCCCUGCUGGAGUAAAACAUGGCCAGUUAUCCGGCCAGAGCUGGAAAUGAGCUCCUGUGCAAACUUAGCACUCUUAAAGCUAUUGAUCACAAAGAUCCAUUCUAAAUAUAUAAACUAUGUUAUUCAGAUAUCCCUUAGCGGAAAUGCAAAAAGUCAGCUUUCUCUCCAAUGUUCACUGGACAUGACAGAGAAUCUGGUAUUGAACUCACUGAAUCCAAAUCUAGUUGCAGCCAAAGUGAGCGAAAGUGUGAAACAUCUUAUCAAUCAAGAAUCAGUUAAGACUAAGGAAGUGAUUACAGUUAACACAAGUCUGGACCUGGACACAUUCUCAAAGCUCUUACCUUUCUUGCGAUGUUACUUUGUGAAUGAAGAAAACAAACUAAAUGUGGAGGACCAAGCAUCCAUGAAAUCCAAUCAAUACCAGUCUGAAACUACACCCAAAUCCACAGAAUCUACCAAACAACACCAGCAGAUGUCAACCAGCGCAAAUAAUGCCAACACCUCAAAAACUACUAGACUUAUCAAGACUACAAAUCCAAUUUAUUCAACUAAUGCUGAUGCCUCAAACACAACCAGACUUAACCAGACCACUGACCCAACCUAUUCAACUAAUGCUGAUGCCUCAAACACAACCAGACUUAACGAGACCACUGACCCAACCUAUUCAACUAAUGCUGAUGGCUCAAUGGAAAUAAAAAUCCUAAUGGUCAUUUCAAUUUGCUCAACUUUCUUGAUUGCUGUUGCAUUGGUUUGUACUGGCAUUUUAAUUUACAGUUGGAAAAGAGUAUUCAAUGUCGGUUCAGGUGAAAUUAUUUUUUGUAUUUAAAGGAUUAUAAGCUACAUUUGUUUUGAUUUUUAAAUCAACUUUCUCAUCCUUUUUAUGUUUCCAAAGUUUGGUACUUUAAUAAUAUAAUACAGACGGUACUUCAAAAAAGAAGAUGAUUACUAUUUGGGCAUAAAUAAACCCACCCCUUUGUAGACACUACUCCCAUCUUUAUAAAACUCUAAACCAGGCCCUCUUAGUCUUUAAAUGCCCCUAAUUAAUUCACAAAUCCUGUUACCACAUUAACCCAGCAUAACCAGCUGAAAAAAACAACAAAUUAUGCUAUUCUUCCUUGGUACAGACCGCAAAAGAGCUCAGGGCAAAAAGCUGGCUGGAAAAUACAACAUAUUCAUCAUCCUAUAUCUUCAAAGCUGAUAGAAUCCUCCUAGCAUUGUUUAAGUUAGCUAAAUCAUUCACAAAUUUUUGUAUAUCAAUACCUUCUGAUUCAUAAGUCAGCCAUUCAUGUACAUUUUUAACAGCACCAAUAUUGAAAAGCUGCCUUUUGUGCUUAUUGUCAUGCUAAUGUCUCAGAAACUAGAAAUGCUAUUGAAAAACUUAUUUCACCAUGGCCUUAAAUGUGCUUAAAAAAAGAUGUGACAGCUGCUUUUAGUCUGUUCCCUUUCUUUAAAUAUUAAACAUGCAUCUAGGUGAAAUGUCUAAACUAGCAUAAUGUUCUGUUUCAAGUUUCUAUAAAGCAAAAACACUAUAUAUUUAGGCCAAAUUCAAAACUCCUGAUUGGAGACGCUAU